This is a messenger RNA of Cariama cristata (Red-legged seriema), 6754 nucleotides long. RefSeq lists its product as uncharacterized. Lineage: Eukaryota; Metazoa; Chordata; Aves; Cariamiformes; Cariamidae. The annotation marks the transcript as partial. Gene Ontology annotation, biological process: synaptic vesicle endocytosis. The record is from RefSeq and is a predicted model, not a curated record. The transcript is spliced from 38 exons.
AAUAAAAGCGUGCACUUUCCUCUGAGAAGCAAGUACAACAGGCUUACCAAAGUGGCACGUUUCUUGCAAGAAAAUCCUUCUUGUUUACUGUGUAAUAUAUUGCACCAUUACCUUCAUCAAGCAAAUUAUUCCAUUAUUGAGGAUGCCACCAUGAGCGAUGGCCUUCCUGCCUUAGUAACCUUAAAGAAGGGUCUAGUUGCCUUAGCAAGGCAAUGGAUGAAGUUCAUUGUGGUGACCCCAGCCUUUAAAGGAGUCAGCUUACACAGACCAACUCAGCCCAUGAAAUUGCUGACAAAUGCCUGCCACGAGCAUGAGGAUGGACUUGGAUUAGACAACGGAGGGGGUCUUCAGAGUGACACAAGUGCUGAUGGAGCGGAGUUUGAAUUUGAUGCAGCUACUGUGAGUGAGCAUACCAUGCUCUUAGAAGGAACAGCUCAUCGCCCUCCGCCUGCUGGUGGCUCUUCUGGGCCUGUAACUGGUGCUGAGAUCAUGAGGAAAUUAUCCAAGACUCACACUCACAGUGAUUCUGUUCUGAAAAUAAAGGGCAUACAUCCGUACCAUUCCUUAAGUUACACUAGUGGAGAUACAGCUACAGAUUCACCAGUGCACGUUGGCCGUUCUGGAAUGGCAGUCAAAGAAAGUCCAAGAAAAGAGAGUCUGCUCAGCUAUCUUACUGGGAGUUUUCCUAGCCUGCAUAACCUUUUGGAAGGGACUCCUCAAAGAAGUACAACUGCAGUUAAAAGUAGUUCAUUAACGAGAACAGGAAAUACUGUGGCCACAGACAUGUUAUCUGAACAUCCUUUGCUGUCUGAACCGUCUUCUGUGAGUUUCUAUAACUGGAUGUCAAAUGCUGUGGGCAACAGAGGAAGUGUAGUACAAGAAAGUCCGGCCACCAAAUCUGGACACAAUAGCCUUCCAACAGGUGUGGCACCCAAUCUUCCUACUAUACCCUCUGCUUCAGACUUCAACACGGUUUUGUCUAGUGACCAGAACACCCUGGAUGGCACACACUCGCAGCACAGCACCAGUCAGGAUGACAUUGCAGGUGUAGAAGAGGGUAACCAGGGGUUUCCUGCUGUCCAGCUAGCAGAUGCACAGGUUGUUUUCAAACCUCUUCUAAGUUACACGGGAAUUCAGUCUCAGGAUGCAAUGCCACUCUGCUACAGAAUGUACUUUGGAGAGUACCUUUCAUUCUCGGGAACUUUGGACUGCCUAAGAGCAGAUAUUGUUGAUUCAGAUACAGCAAAGGAAAGAAAAAGCAAGCGAGCCCGAAGGCAAGGAGCUGUCAAUCUUCCUCCUCUUGAAUUCAAACCAGCUUUGAUGUUAGAAACUUUCAGUAUUAGUGCUGUUGUAAUGGAGAAAUCCAUGUGCACACCUCAUAACUCCACCAAUGCCCUUUCUUUUCAUGACUUGAAUAAACGUUAUUAUAAUACUUUUCACUGCAAUUUUACAAUUUCUUGCCAGUCCAUAAGCCAGCACGUAGAUAUGGCACUGGUUCGUCUCAUUCAUCAGUUCAGUACGAUGAUUGAUGAUAUCAAAGCCACGCAGACGGACAUCAAACUUAGCAGAUACACAGCUGGAUCAGCCUCUCCGACACCUACUUUUAAAACCCGCAAACACAGAGACUUCCGCUCUUCUGAUUUCAGCCGAAGCUCUCGAGGAAGUCUUAAUGGAGGUAACAGAGUGAACAACACCAAGAACAAACGAACAAACAACGAGAACAAUAAAAAAGAGUCUCGAAACAAGAAUUCCUUGGGGAGGUCUGAAAGACGAACUUCUAAAGUGUCUAGGAAAGGUUCAAAAGAUGUAGUUGACCACAUGACUAUUCAUAUGGAUGACUCUGACUCUAUUACCGUGUCGGAACAGAGCGAACCUUCUGCUGAGUGCUGGCAAAAUAUGUAUAAACUAUUGAACUUCUAUUCACUCAUUUCUGAUCCAACCGGGAUUUUAGAAAAGUCUUCUGAAACUUUCGGGCCAACAGGUGUUCGAAGCCCAACCGAACCUGCUUGUAGAGUGGUGUUUGAGAAUGAACAGGAUAACGGCAGAGACGCGCAGAGGAAGCGCAGCCUGGUGACUUCGGAGCCACAGCAUGUGACACUCAUAGUCUUUGGCAUAGGCAUGGUGAACCGAACCCACCUGGAAGCGGACAUCGGCGGUCUAACGAUGGAAUCCGAACUGAAGAGAAUCCAUGGCAGUUUUACCCUAAAAGAAAAAAUGAAAGAUGUACUACAUCAAAAGAUGACCGAGACAUGUGCCACUGCUCACAUAGGAGGUGUCAAUAUUGUCCUGCUGGAGGGAAUUACCCCAAAUAUCCAACUGGAGGAUUUUCCUACAUCUCCUACAAGCACAGCCAAACAAGAGUUUCUAACUGUCGUGAAAUGCAGUAUUGCCAAAUCCCAGGCCCUGUAUAGUGCCCAGAGAGGGCUGAAAACAAACAACGCUGCUGUGGUCAAAGUUGGAGCCAUCAGCAUCAACAUUCCUCAGCACCCUGCCACACUGCACAGCAUGAUGGUGCGCAGCUCUCACCAGCUCUCCAAGCAGAUUUCGGAUCUCAUCAGGCAACCAUCGACUGCGCCCCAGCCUACCAAAGAAGAUGUUGCGACUCCUUUGCCCUCUGAAAAGACUCCAACAAGUAUUAAUCAAACACCUGUUGAAACAAAUGAAUUUCCACAGCUGCCAGAAGGCUUAGAAAAGAAGCCUAUAGUUCUUAAAUUCAGUGCCAUGAUAGAUGGUAUAGCUAUUGGAGCAGCGCUUUUGCCCUCUCUAAAGGCAGAAUAUAAGAUGGGAAGAAUGAGGAGUCACGGAAUGACAGGUGCCCAAACUAGAUUUAAUUUUGAGCUUCCAAGUCACAGAUUGCGCUUCACUUCAAAAGUCUCUGCCACUGAUAUGUCGACCAUUCCUCCUUCAGCGAGUCUCAACCUUCCUCCUGUCACUAUGUCAGGCAAAUAUAUCAUGGAAGAACACGAUACUUACUCAGACCAAAUUUGGAGCAUAGAUGAACUACCUGCUAAGCAAGGCUAUUAUCUGCAGGGGAACUACUUACGCUGUGUGGCUGAAGUUGGUUCCUUCGAACAUAAUCUCACAACUGACCUUUUAAAUCAUUUAGUAUUUGUGCAAAAAGUGUUCAUGAAGGAAGUAAAUGAAGUCAUACAGAAGGUUUCAGGAGGGGAGCAGCCAAUACCUCUUUGGAAUGAACAUGAUGGCACAACUGAUGGAGAAAAACCAAAAAUUCUUCUUUACUCAUUGAGCCUACAGUUUAAGGGAAUUCAGGUGACAGCUACAACUCCCUCAAUGCGAGCUGUGAGAUUUGAAACUGGAUUGAUAGAACUUGAACUCUCAAACAGGUUGCAAACCAAAGCAAUGCCUGGAAGUAGCAGCUACCUCAAACUGUUUGGGAAAUGCCAGGUGGAUUUAAAUCUGGCACUAGGACAGAUUGUUAAACAUCAGGUUUAUGAAGAAGCUGGCUCAGACUUUCAUCAAGUUGCCUAUUUCAAGACAAGAAUUGGAUUAAGAAAUGCUCUCCGAGAAGAAAUUAGCGGGUCAUCAGAUAGAGAAGCUGUGCUCAUUACUUUGAACAGACCAAUUGUUUUUGCUCAGCCUGUGGCCUUUGAUAGAGCUGUGCUAUUUUGGCUGAACUACAAGGCUGCGUAUGACAACUGGAAUGAACAGAGAAUGGCUUUACAUAAAGAUAUUCAUAUGGCCACAAAAGAGGUAGUAGAUAUGCUGCCUGGAAUCCAACAAACCUCUGCACAGGCUUUUGGGACCCUCUUUCUUCAGCUGACUGUCAAUGACUUGGGAAUUUGCCUGCCCAUCACGAACACACCUCAGUCUAACCACACUGCAGAUCUUGACACUGGCUCUGCUUUAGUCCUGACUAUUGAAAGCACGUUAAUCACUGCCUGCUCCUCAGAGUCUUUAGUUAGCAAAGGUCACUUUAAAAACUUCUGUAUCCGCUUUGCUGAUGGCUUUGAGACAAGUUGGGAUGACUGGAAACCUGAAAUAAGAGGAGAUCUAGUCAUGAAUGCAUGUGUUGUGCCAGAUGGUACGUAUGAAGUAUGUUCUAGGACAACAGGACAGGCUGCAGCAGAAAGUAGUAGUGCUGGAACCUGGACACUGAAUGUGUUAUGGAAGAUGUGUGGUAUUGAUGUCCACAUGGAUCCAAACAUUGGGAAAAGACUGAAUGCUUUAGGCAACACACUCACAACAUUGACAGGAGAAGAAGAUAUUGAUGAUAUUGCUGACCUCAACUCUGUAAACAUAGCUGACCUUUCAGAUGAGGAUGAAGUUGACACUAUGUCUCCCACUAUACAUGCAAAAUCAGGUGGAGGUUCAUUAUGUGGAGAUGCACGCAAGCUAACGUUUGGGCAGCGGAUUGUAAAUCACCUACUGGGUUUGAGCCCCCCAAACCAUCGAUACUCUGUUCCUGUAGAAUAUCUAUUGGGGUCAGCGAAGUGUGAUUCUCUUCAGUCUAGCAGAUCACACAUGAAAGCAGGCAGAUCCUGCUCAUGGGGACAUGAGAUUGUUGAUCACCGCCGGCAAGGAGCUUCUAGUAUCCAAACUGGAGAACAGCGAGGAAGAAAAUUUGUGAAACGUUUAGUUGAUAUUAGAGAACUCAAUGAGCAAGCUAAAGUCAUUGAUGACUUAAAAAAAUUAGGUGCAAGUGAAGGAACUAUAAAUCAAGAAAUUCAGCGAUAUCAGCAACUGGAGUCGGUGGCUGUGAAUGAUAUCCGCCGAGAUGUUCGUAAAAAGCUACGUAGAUCCAGCAUGAGGGCUGCCUCCUUGAAAGACAAAUGGGGUCUCAGCUACAAACCCAGCUAUAGCCGAUCUAAGAGUAUUUCAGCAUCAGGAAGACCACCUCUGAAGAGAAUGGACAGAACAAGCUCUCGACUAGGAGACAGUGAAGACCUCCCAGAUAUCCGUGUGGAUGCUGCGUCUCCUGGGCCAAGAGUAACUUUCAACAUACAGGAUUCUUUGAAUAAAACAGCUUUGGGGAUUGCACAACAAUCCAGCUGUCCAGGGGAAGGUUAUUUUCAGUUUCCAGAGGAGACAGAAAUGGACCUUUUGUCUGUAACUAUUGAUGGUCCCUCCCAUUACUCAUCUACUAGUGAAGGCUCAUGCUCGGUAUUUGGUUCACCCAAAACUCCGGUAGUCUUCUCACCCGGCAUUCCCUUCCAGCCUGAAGAAGGACGCCGGGAUGACAGCUUAUCGUCAAGCAGUGAGGACUCUGAGAAGGAGGAUGACCAUGAAAGAGAGAGGACUUAUUUUUAUAGGAAACCACCGAGUACCUCUCGCAAGAAAGCAACAGGCUUUGCUGCUGUCCACCAACUGUUGACUGAGCGCUGGCCCACAACGCCUACCAACAGAAGUAUGACUGGCACAACCACGGAGAGGAAUAUUGACUUUGAACUUGAUAUCAGGGUUGAAAUUGAUUGUGGAAAAUGUGUACUGCACCCUACAAUGCUUCAGCAAGAACAUGAUGACAUUAGUUUACGAAGGAGCUAUGAUCGGAGUUCCAGAAGUUUAGAUCAAGAGUCUCCUUCAAAAAAGAAGAAAUUUCAAACUAAUUAUGCAUCUACUACUCACUUACUUGCUGGCAAGAAAGUGCCGUCAUCUCUACAGACAAAAUCUAGUGAUGUGGAAACAACAGUGUUUUAUAUUCCUGGGGUGGAUGUAAAGUUGCACUACAACUCUAAAACUUUAAAGACUGAAUCGCCAAAUACUUCUCGAGGAUCCUCUUUGCCAAGAACCCUUUCCAAAGAGUCCAAGCUGUAUGGUAUGAAAGACACUGCCACAUCUCCUUUAUCUAGCACUAUCCACAGCAAGACUAACACCUUACUUCCUCCCCAACCCCCACCCAUCCCAUCAGCCAAAGGGAAAGGAAGUGGUGGAGUGAAAACUGCUAAACUAUAUGCAUGGGUUGCACUCCAGUCAUUGCCGGAAGAAAUGGUGAUUAGCCCAUGCUUACUGGACUUUCUAGAGAAAGCUCUUGAAACCAUUCCAAUUACACCCAUUGAAAGGAAUUACACAGCUGUUAGUUCACAGGAUGAAGACAUGGGACAAUUCGAUAUACAAGAUCCCUUAGAAGAGUCCACAACAUCAUUAGUAUCGUCCACAACAUCAGCAUAUUCAUCCUUCCCUGUAGACGUGGUGGUUUAUGUACGAGUUCAGCCCUCUCAAAUCAAGUUCAGUUGCUUGCCGGUAUCAAGAGUUGAAUGUAUGUUGAAGUUGCCUUCCCUGGAUCUCGUUUUCUCUUCAAACCGUGGAGAACUGGAAACGUUAGGCACAACGUACCCAUCAGAAAAUGUGUCAAUUGGUGGCAAUACUUCACAGAGUGGCUCAAAGAAUACAGUUAGUAAAUCUGGAGCACCAGGUUCAUCACCUGGACUAGGCAGCCCUCUUGGCAGAACACGGCACAGCAGCAGUCAGUCAGACUUGACUACUUCUAGUAGCAGCUCUUCAGGCCUGAGCUUUACUGCCUGCAUGUCUGACUUUUCCCUCUAUGUGUUCCAUCCAUACGGAGCUGGAAAACAAAAAUCUGCUGUUACUGUUUUAACCCCUGGAUCAGGAGCCUUAGGUAAUGUAGAUGAGGAACCAACUUCAGUCACUGGCCGGAAGGAUUCUUUGAGCAUUAACCUUGAGUUUGUGAAAGUCAGCCUGUCACGAAUAAGGCGUUCAGGAGGUUCCUCGUUUUUUGAGAGUCAGUCUGCAAGCAAAGCUACCAGCAAGAUAGAUACUACAUUGAUAAACAUAUCUG